AUGAGCAACCUUCUUUCCCCGCACUUCAAGCUCGAAGAAGUCUCUGAAAAUGACAUUGUCAUUGCAUCGCUGGCCUGGGGCUUCACCCUCGGGUUCGGCUGGCUCACAGUAUGGACGGCCAUCAAGCAGACGACCGCCAUGUAUAAGCGCCAAGGCAGACGCAUGCACCGGAAUGCCUAUAUCUGGAUGAUCUGGUUAGAGAUUAUCGUGUGUGCAAUUUUUAGCGUUAUAUGCUGGCUGUAUCUAAGAGGCAUCAUACCACCAAGCUUUGAAUUCUAUUUUAGCAUAUUGACGACAUGGGCUCUCCAGCAGGUCCAAUUUUUGCUACAAAUUAUCAUAAACCGCUGUGCCAUUCUACUCGACAAUCCGAAACACUCCUUGAGGCUCAAGGUCGGCGUCGCCGUGCUCAUCACCGCCGUCAAUAUUUCAGUCUACAACAUAUGGAUCCCAGCUCGGCUGCAAACAUCAGACCGAUACAUCAAAAUCAACGACUGGUGGGACCGCUGCGAAAAGAUCAUUUAUCUCAUUGUUGACGGGGCGCUCAACAUUUAUUUCGUCCGCAUCGUCCAGAAGAACCUGGUUACUCAUGGCCUCACCAAGUACAAGCGACUGACGCGAUUUAACAUGUUCAUCAUCGGCUUCUCGCUAAGCAUGGACGUGCUCAUCAUUGCCAUGAUGAGCCUCAAAAAUACAUUCGUAUACAUGCAGUUCCAUCCCCUAGCCUAUAUGGUCAAGCUCAAGAUUGAGAUGUCGAUGGCCGAGCUCAUUGGUAAAGUCGCCAGUAAACGCGACCUUAGCGUAUUAUCCGCGCAGAACUUUGAAGCUAGCCGCGGUUCUUAUCAGCCUUCAGAAUACAGCUUGCCAUCACCCAGCUAUCCGAGAGGGCAGCAAUUCGGUAACAUUGAUGUUACGCUCAACAGCAUUGACAGGAACCCGGUCGAACUCACCAUGCCUUGUACAAGGGCACCAAAGCUUCGAGGUGCAAACGUGGCGGCCGUCAGCUCAGGCCCCAGCGACCGAAGGGCUUCGGUCACUGCGUCCACCAUGACCGAGGAUGGACAGCCCAGGAUGGCGAUAUACCGGACGAGGGAGGUGGUUGUCGAAGUAGAGGCAGUACGUGAUGAGGGGCACCAAGCCACGACAAGCCAGACCAGCCAGGCAGGCUUGGACGACGCGCACAAGACGAAUAAGCACGAAGACGACUCUUACGUCAAGAACCUCGGUACCGUCCAAAAAUCGUUGGCGCUGCCAGAAUACCAUGCCCCAUGGGCCACACAAGAAUUCUGCCCAAAGAUCUGGGACGGGACGAAUUAUGACGAAGACCCCAACCUGCCGACGUCGGCUGCGAAGGUCGACGCGCAGUGGCAAAACAGGCCGUGA
Messenger RNA from Colletotrichum graminicola M1.001, 1380 nucleotides. RefSeq lists its product as uncharacterized. The transcript has 5 exons. The record is from RefSeq and is a predicted model, not a curated record. The coding region runs from base 1 to 1380 and encodes 459 amino acids. NCBI's taxonomy places the organism in Eukaryota, Fungi, Ascomycota, Sordariomycetes, Glomerellales, Glomerellaceae.